This is a messenger RNA of Rubroshorea leprosula, 2136 nucleotides long. Lineage: Eukaryota; Viridiplantae; Streptophyta; Magnoliopsida; Malvales; Dipterocarpaceae. The record is from the annotation of a GenBank genome assembly.
GCAUAUGACAUGGUUUUUAUAGAUUUGGCUGGUCAUGGUUAAUCAGAGGCCAGGUUCUGAAGGAAAUGUUAAGAGGUCAAAGGUUUUAGGUUGAGCAGAAUUUGACGAAGGGCAAAUACAAGCCCACUCAAGUGAAUGCCCAAGAGGCCACUAAGACAGAGGGGGAAGUAAAUUUGAGGCUACAUGGGUAAAAUAACAAAAAAGGACUUUGCCUUUUCGGAUCUCCAAAAGACUAUGCCUCUUGAUUGCACUGGAUGGAAGGAAAUGGUUCCUCUGGCUGAUAGCAACUAGUUUAAGACUUACUUGAGUUGAGAUUUUUUAUUGGGAUAAUAGAUGGAUGGAGCAAUUGAUCUUGCAGUGAAGACUACAAGUGGCAGACCACAAGUGGCAAUGUUGUUAGCAGUACACGAUGUUAUAUUCCUCAGGAUUUUAUUUUAAUGACAAUUUUUUUGGUGGGUUAACCGGUGCCAGAAAGUGUUCACAAUGAUCAGUGAUGCUGGUAAGUGGUUGAAGACACUAUAGUGGCUUUAGGAGAGAAAGGUUGCUGGAACUUACCUGGGGUGUUUUGGAAGAUAUAUCCUUUCAUGCUGCUGCCAUUGGAGAUAUUCAAUGGGGCAGCAGUGUCAGCACUUGUGGGGCUAGUGGUGACUAUUACCUAUGUAUUAGUGGUAGCAUAUUAAAAGAGUUUGCUUGGGCUUUUGCUUAUGAAAAUGCACAAUAACAUGUCUUCUACAAGUUGUAGGAAUCCACCUAGAUUUAUGCUGAAUUCCUUGAAUCAUUGUGGGACUUAGCAUGAAGUAUUCAAACUGAUAGAUAAUGACUUAUGUAACAUAAUGACUUAUGUAACACAGAGAGGUCAAGCUUUAAAUAUGCUUUUUAAUGUAAUCUAAAUCUACAAUGCUCGUCUUUCCUUUAAUGGCAGGUGCCCACUUAUUCCACCAAAUCAACGUUUAUUGAUUUCCAAUUAUGUAGUUUGUUAUUCUUGUCUAGGUGAGGAUUAAGGUUUAUAAAGAUUGUUUACCUCUUCCCGAGUGUGCUUUUAGACAUGCUAUCAAAGACAACUACCAUAGUUCCAAGUUCAAUCAAGAGUUGGGUAGAAAACAGGUGAAGUCUCUACUUUCAUUGUUCUACCCGAUUACUUUUCCAACUUCCGCUGUUGCCUACACUGUCUGAAAUGUGGGCACACCUCCCUCAUUAUCAUCUCCACUUGUGGGCGAGGGGCUUCAGCAUCCAGAAACAUACCCUCCUCUGGUGGACUCAUACGUAAUGGGGGCUCCAUAUCAGUAUUUUGGAUUGAGACAGGGUAUCCCACAUUCACUCUCUGAUCCAUUUGAACCAGAAGCAGAUGAGGCAAAUGCACAGCCUUCUAGGGAGCCUGAGCAGAUAAUUGAGUCGGCUGGUUUUCCUCAUCAUGUUGGUACUUAUUGUGUGGCAGAAACACAUGAGGAAUACUUGCCUGAGAAACCAUCCUUCUCUGCACAGGAUCUGUACCAAAGGUAUGGGAUUGUGCCGGAUGUCAUUCCAAGAGAUGGAGUUACUGCAUACGAGACUGAGUAUCAUACACCACAACUGCCAAAAGAGAGACCUUCUCAUCCACGGGGUGGAUUGCAAUAUGCUUACCACUGUUCCUAUGCCAUUGCAGGACAAGGAGGUAAGAGCCAAUUUUAUUCUGCUCCUCUGCAAAGGACAGUGCCUGGAAGCUCUAGUUUGGUUGAGACUAAUUUGCCAGUCCCUCUCGUUUUCAUUAUGCUGGAGCUGCUUCAACUUUUCGUUGAACUUUGGAAAGGGGUGAUUCUUGUUUUUUGUUCGAUAGAGGCAAAGGGGUGAUUCUUGUUUUGGUGCUGUCCCUUGUUCGUUUCAAAGACUGGUGCUUUUGUUUGUUUCAAAGAUUGAUGUUCAGUUUUGCACAUCAUCCAGUCUGUAUUAGUCUCCAAUGAUAUUCAUCAAUCAUCAGCACCAUAACAUGUAUGCUAUGGUUUUUAAGAUAGCAGUUUUCGAGCUUGCAAUACCACCUUAGGAAAAUUGCCUAAUUUCCCUAAGAACUGACUUAUGAGCACAUGGCUAGCCUGGAAAUAAACUUUAAACCAUACGCUUCGCUUGAUGGCUUACUUUUCAGUAUAAAUAUCUUGUGUAGGA